Closterium sp. Naga37s-1 is the source of this 813-nucleotide messenger RNA. The record is from the annotation of a GenBank genome assembly. Lineage: Eukaryota; Viridiplantae; Streptophyta; Zygnematophyceae; Desmidiales; Closteriaceae.
AUGGCGUCCGUGACGUCCCUCCCCGCAGCUCUAACCAUUGCUGCUGGCGUGUCCGCUUCGCUCCCCGCCUCCUCCCUCUCCCACACUCCCACCCCCUCGUCGUCGACUCGCAUUGCCUCGCUAAAAUGCCGAGCCGAGGCGCGAAAGGAUGACGUUACUUCUCAACCCGCUGACGUGGCAAAAUGGCUCGGCACGGCCGCGGUGACCCUAUCCGCCACGGCAGCGCUUUUCUGCGGCUCCGUCGACCCCGCAUUCGCCGACGUGGAAUUGAAAACGUACUACGGCACAGCUGCCAGCGCGUCGUCCUAUGGCGGGUACGGCGGGAACGCGAGCAAGCAGGCGACGGCGGAGUAUAUUUACGGCGUUCCUGACGAGUGGAAGGAGCGCGCGAUCUCCAAGGUGGAGAAGGGUACCAAUGGCACGGACAGCGAGUUCUUCUGGCCGAAGAACCGCAACGUGAAGACCUACGUCACCUUCCUCGCUGGCUUCCGCCGUCUUCCCCCGCAGGACAACGUGUUGAGCGACAUCGCUCUCUCUGACGUCAACCUGCAGGAUUUGAUUCAGACAGCGGACGAGAUCAAGCAGGGGCAGCACCGGGACGCGGAGAGCAACCAGCUGUACUACGACUUUGAGAUCGACAGCCCGCUGGGCCACGCCCUCAUUACAGUCACCGCCGCCAAGAACAAGCUCUACGCUCACUUUGUCAACGCUCCGGAUAAAUUCUGGAAAACGGACGAGGCGUUGCUGCGGCAGAUUCAGACCUCGUUCAAGACCGUCGGUAGGGACCCACUUGCCCCACCGGAUGUCUACUAG